This is a messenger RNA of Abrus precatorius (Indian licorice), 1954 nucleotides long. Its product is annotated as pentatricopeptide repeat-containing protein At2g37320-like. Lineage: Eukaryota; Viridiplantae; Streptophyta; Magnoliopsida; Fabales; Fabaceae. Gene Ontology annotation, biological process: RNA modification. The transcript has a single exon. The record is from RefSeq and is a predicted model, not a curated record. The coding region runs from base 1 to 1509 and encodes 502 amino acids. Gene Ontology annotation, molecular function: RNA binding; protein binding.
AUGCAUGCAUUCCUCGCAAGAAACCCAACAUUUUGUCUUAAAAGUCAACUUUUUAGGCAUUUCUCUUCCUACAAAUUGGCACCCAACACAUCAAACAAAAGGUUUGCAAAUGCACUAAGAGUCCUUAACCUCGUAUUCCCCCCAAAAAGUGACACUUAUGUUGAGGGUCGUCAAAGUCAUCUUAGGCUCAUUGAGGACAUGUUGGAAAACAAUGCAACCAUUCCUCUUGUUAACAAUUCUGCUACUUCGAGGACUACAACUGCAAUCACUAUUCACUCCUCUGUUCUACAGACGGAACAAGGGUUGGGAGUUGAUGCAUGCUUCCUGUCCCAUGCUGUGAGUUCAUGUGGGUCCAAGUGUGAUUUUUGGGGAGGAAUUCAAUAUCAUUGCUUAGCAAUAACAACUGGGUUCAUUGCCAAUGUUUAUAUUGGAAGUUCCUUGGUAAGUUUGUACAGCAGGUGUGCCUUGUUGGAUGAUGCAUACCGUGUGUUUGAAGAAAUGCCUGUCAGAAACGUAGUUUCAUGGACGGCAAUUAUUGCUGGGUUUGCGCAAGAAUGGCGUGUUGAUGUGUGUUUGGAACUUUUCCAUCGGAUGAGGGGUUCAGCUUUGAGACCAAAUUAUUUUACGUACACUAGUCUUCUGAGUGCUUCUAUGGGCAGUGGAGCACUGGGAUAUGGGAGAGGUGCUCAUUGUCAAAUAAUUCAGAUGGGUUUUCAUUCUUACCUCCACAUUGAUAAUGCUCUCAUUGCCAUGUAUUCCAAAUGUGGGGCAAUUGGUGAUGCCUUGUACAUAUUUGAAAAUAUGGUGGGCAGGGAUGUUGUCACAUGGAACACCAUGAUUACUGGGUAUUCACAGCAUGGGCUUGCACCAGAGGCAAUUCAGCUCUUUGAAGAGAUGAUGAAGCAAGGUGUUAAUCCUGAUGCUGUUACUUACCUCGGUGUCUUAUCCUCAUGUCGGCAUGGAGGUCUUGUCAAAGAAGGUCAAGUUUACUUUAAUUCCAUGGUAGAGCAUGGUGUACAGCCAGAACUAGAUCACUAUUCUUGCAUUGUGGAUCUUCUUGGUCGGGCUGGUUUGCUUGUGGAAGCUCGUGACUUCAUCCAAAAUAUGCCUGUUUUUCCCAAUGCUGUUAUUUGGGGUUCACUACUCUCUUCCUCUAGGCUUCAUGGAAGUGUUUGGAUUGGCAUCCAGGCAGCAGAGAGUAGGUUAUUGUUGGAACCAGGUUGCUCUGCCACACUUCUGCAGCUGGCGAAUCUAUAUGCAAGUGUAGGUUGGUGGAAUAAGGUAGCAGGAGUGCGAAAAUUAAUGAAAGACAAAGGUCUAAAACCGAAUCCUGGUUGUAGUUGGAUCGAAGUUAAAAGCAAAGUACAUAGAUUUGAAGCACAAGAUAAGUCAAACAGCGGAAUGACUGACAUUCUUUUGAUAAUAAAUAGUCUGGUAGACCACAUGAGUAGCUUAAACCUUCAGUUUCAGAUGUGUGAGGAGGAAAAUGUUUGGCUUUUACAAUGCUAACUUCAUUCUUAGGGCCUUCUAACAUUUCCAGCAUUGACUUGCAGAUUUGGCACGGGUGGGAACAGAGGAUAGACAUGUUUUUGGUCAGUGAAUGUUCAUGGGUGAUGGGAAUUCAAGAAACAGCGCAAGCAAUAUGUCUUAUGCGACAUUGGAUGGUUGUUGAAAGAGCUAAUGCUACUUGACCUUCAGGAUUAUAAUUAUUGGAGAAAAUUUGAAUUCUGUUUGUGGAGUGACUGGGAUAGAAACCUAGAAAGCAUGAUAUGGAUUUGUCCCAUUGACAAAGUACAAUCUCACCCACUUGACUUCAAUCCACUAAGUAAUCCUUAAAGGAUGACACUUAAUUAUCAUCUUGGCAAUAGAAAAAGGGAAAAGACUUCCUUGACACUUGGCACAACAUCUGCUAGUGUCAACUUGAGGCUGACAUGAGUGACAAAACAUUGGAUAU